CGCGGCAGUGCCUCCUCCGCGCGGCCCUCUGCUGUCCGCGGCGGGCCGGGCUCGGGCGAGCGGCCGGCGCGGAGAUGGCCUGGCGGCUGGGCCGGCUGGGCGCGCGCCCCUGGUGGCGCGCGGCGCGGGGCGGCGGGGAGCUGGGCGCGUGGUGCCGGCGCGGCGCGGGGGGCCCCCGCGGGCUCGGGCACGGCGCGGCGGCGGGGGGCGGCCCCUGGCUGGGGCCCGGGCUGGCCGCGGCCUUGGCCGGGCUGGCGGGGCUGGCGGCCGCCGCCUUCGGGCACGUGGAGCGGGCGAGGAUGGUGGCCAAGAGCGCGGGGACGCGGGGGCGGCCGGAGGAGGAGGAGGACGAGCUGGCCUGCCGCUGCCGCUCCCUCAUGGCCCCGCCGGUGACCGACCUGCGCGAGCUGCGCGGGAGGCCGGGCGACAUGAAGACCAAGAUGGAGCUGCUGAUCCUGGAGACCCAGGCCCAGGUGUGCCAGGCGCUGGCGCAGGUGGACGGCGGCGCCCGCUUCUCCGUGGACCGCUGGGAGCGGAAGGAAGGGGGUGGUGGCAUAAGCUGUGUGCUUCAGGAUGGACAUGUGUUUGAAAAGGCUGGAGUGAGCGUUUCUGUCGUUCAUGGAAAUCUUUCUGAGGAAGCAGCCAAACAAAUGAGAAGCAGAGGAAAAAACCUGAAGACUAAAGAUGGGAAGUUGCCGUUUUCUGCUAUGGGCGUGAGCUCCGUUAUCCACCCCAAGAAUCCGCAUGCUCCUACCAUCCAUUUCAACUACAGAUACUUUGAAGUAGAAGAAGCCGAUGGUAACAAGCAGUGGUGGUUUGGUGGUGGCUGUGACCUGACUCCAACAUACUUGAACCAGGAGGAUGCUGUCCACUUUCACAAAACUCUAAAGGAGGCUUGUGACCGGCAUGGUCCAGAUCUCUACCCCAAAUUUAAAAAAUGGUGUGACGAGUACUUUUUUAUAGCCCACCGUGGGGAGCGGAGGGGCAUCGGGGGCAUCUUUUUUGAUGACCUUGACUCUCCAUCCAAGGAGGAGGUCUUUCGCUUUGUGCAGAGCUGCACGCAGGCGGUGAUUCCUUCUUACGUCCCCCUCGUGAUGAAGCACCGAGAUGAUGCGUUCACGCCCCAGGAGAAGCUGUGGCAGCAGCUCCGGAGAGGACGGUAUGUAGAAUUUAACCUGCUGUAUGAUCGGGGCACCAAGUUUGGCCUCUUCACUCCGGGAUCCAGGAUUGAAAGCAUCUUGAUGUCUUUACCUCUAACUGCCCGGUGGGAGUACAUGCAUUCACCCUCGGAGAACUCGAAAGAAGCUGAAAUUCUGGAAGUUCUGCGCCAUCCGAGGGACUGGGUGCAUUGAUGUAGGCAGAGUGGCCUUCCUGGGGCUUGGAGGACACAGAGUGUGGGAUCCAUUCCACCGGCCGGCACUGAUGCCACUGUGUGGCAGUUAGUUACCUGUGCCCCAGAGCCCCAGUUGUCUCCACUCCUGGCUCGACCUCCUGGGCAGGUGGUAAAAUGUGAUUUAAGCAUCACAGGUUUCCACUGGAUGCUGUUGGUAACAGGUGGUGAGACGGCAGCUUUCAGAGUCUGUUAGUUGAUAGAAAACUCAUUUAUACUUUUAGAAUCAUUUUAUAUGACUGGUUUACAAAAUAUGACUGAGUUUCGAAGUGUUGUCU
Molecule: messenger RNA, 1668 nt
Organism: Diceros bicornis minor
Lineage: Eukaryota; Metazoa; Chordata; Mammalia; Perissodactyla; Rhinocerotidae
Gene: CPOX
Product: coproporphyrinogen oxidase
Exons: 7
Coding region: 75-1352 (425 amino acids)
Cellular component (GO): cytoplasm; mitochondrial intermembrane space
Molecular function (GO): coproporphyrinogen oxidase activity
Source: RefSeq, a predicted model, not a curated record